GCAGGGGCGGCCUGGCUUCCUUUCUGGUGUUUUCGCUGGGUAGCAGCCUGCUCAGAGCUCAUCAGAAGGCUUGUCCUCAUCCCAGGCAGACAGCAAGCCAGCCCUCCCCCCAGACCCCGAGCUUCCCCAGGCCACCUUCUCCAGGAGCCUCAGACACUGCCCUCCACUAAGCAAGCUUGCAGCUGGCCAACCAUGGUCCCCACAGAAGCCGCAAGUCUGAUGCCUAAUAUGCCAGAUGACUACGGCUAUGACGCCACACCUUCCAUAGAAGACUACGGGAACUUCACCUUCACUGACCUCUUCUGCAAGAAAAACCAUGUCAGGCAGUUUGCAAGCCACUUCCUCCCGCCAUUGUACUGGCUCGUGUUCAUCGUGGGUGCCGUGGGCAACAGUUUGGUCAUCCUUGUCUACUGGUACUGCACAAGGGUGAAGACCAUGACUGACAUGUUCCUUCUGAAUUUGGCAAUCGCUGACCUUCUCUUUCUUGUCACCCUUCCUUUCUGGGCCAUUGCCGCCGCUGACCAGUGGAAAUUCCAGACCUUCAUGUGCAAAGUGGUCAACAGCAUGUACAAGAUGAACUUCUACAGCUGUGUGCUGCUGAUCAUGUGCAUCAGUGUGGACCGGUAUAUCGCCAUUGCUCAGGCCAUGAGGGCGCAGACUUGGAGGCAGAAGAGGCUUCUGUAUAGCAAGCUGGUUUGCUUCACUGUAUGGGUGAUGGCGGCUGCACUCUGCAUCCCCGAACUCCUGUACAGCCAAGUCAAGGAGGAACAUGACGUUGCUAUCUGCACCAGUUACCCAAGUGACGAGAGCACCAAUCUGAAGUCGGCUGUCUUGACCCUGAAGGUCAUCCUGGGGUUCUUCCUCCCCUUUGUGGUCAUGGCUUGCUGCUACACCAUCAUCAUCCACACUCUGAUACAAGCCAAGAAGUCCUCCAAGCACAAGGCCCUGAAGGUCACCAUCACUGUGCUCACUGUCUUCGUCUUAUCUCAGUUUCCCUACAACUGUGUUCUGCUGGUGCAGACCAUCGAUGCCUACACCAUGUUCAUCUCCAGCUGUGCCGUUUCCACUAACAUUGACAUCUGCUUCCAGGUUACUCAAACCAUUGCCUUUUUCCACAGCUGCCUGAACCCUGUUCUCUACGUGUUUGUGGGUGAGAGGUUCCGCCGGGAUCUUGUGAAGACCCUGAAGAACUUGGGGUGCAUCAGCCAGGCUCAGUGGGUUUCGUUCACAAGGAGAGAGGGAAGCCUGAAGCUGUCGUCUAUGUUGCUGGAGACAACCUCAGGAGCCCUCUCCUUGUGAGGGACCUUCUCCCUGAGGUGGAUGGUCCUUUUGGAAGUAAUAAGAAAUAACAGCUUCCCUACCCCUGGGACCAGAGGGAAGCCAGAGAAGAAAAGGAAGUGAGAGAAAAAAAAAAAAAAACAAACUCAGAAAAGGAUGAAUUUGAAUAACAUCAUGGCUUUUCAACAGGAUUUGCCAAGCCAGAGUUUUCAAAAUUGACUGGCUGUCCCAGGACACUGUUGACUGGCUCCUGGCUGCAGUACCUGCAGUUUUCAAAGGACUAAUGAGCAGCAUCGCAGGCCUCCCUGGCUUUACCACUUGCCUGAGCAUUAAUGCAGCUGACCUCUGGAGGAGGCGUUUGGUUUCUCAGUGCACUAUGAAUUGCUGUGGCUCCAGUUCUGAGAACACAGAAGCAUUGACCACUGCCACAGUUCACAAAUGCACAAGGCUUCAUGACAACUUCCAUCUGUGAGGAAUUUCUACCCUGGUUUGGGUCCUGAUACCCAUGCCAGGUCUUAGAGAUUCUUGACCCAGAAUCUUUCCAAACAACCUCAGAUCUAAUUUCCUUCUGGUCUCCAUGAUCUGUUUUGGGCCAGCGAGGGUCCUCACUCCUGUUUUGAAACUAUCUGCAGCACUGGGCACUGAGCCCCUGGGCAACUAAACAUACCAAGCACGUCCCUGGAUUCUGCUGGCUUUCAAGCCACUUCUGCUGAAGGUGCUAUGAUUCCAGGUCUGGCUGCAGUGCUGAUCUGGGCAAGGAUGCAGCCUGUCCACUGGUGUCAUGGCAGUGGUCCUCUCAGCCCGUGUGGGAGAUUACGAAGUUGAGCUGGUAGGAAUGUGGCUCUGUCAUGGACUCAUUCUCUAGAGCACCCUGCCUGAUUGUCCACUCUGACUGCUCCCUAUAAAAUGGGUUGGUCCUAUUGGGCCUCUUGUUUCUGAGGCCACUGGAAGGAUAUUUGCCCCAUGCUUCUCUUUUUUAUACUGUAUAGUGCUAACAUGUUUAAAAAAAAAAAAAAAGCGCUUUCACCUUAGAGAUUAGGCUGAAGAAAAAGGGAACAUAAUUCACCUUUGCUCUUUGUCUUUCUUUUGACUAUUUGGCAAAUGUACCACAUUUAAAUUUCAUUUAUUGGAAAGGUCGUUUUUUUAAUAACUGCUUAAAAAUAUCCAUUACUUGUCACUUUCUUCACCCUGUCGCUAUACAUUAAAUGUGUACAGCUGGAGAUCAGACAGCCACAUUAGAGUGAGAAGAAUAAGAGACUGGGGCAAGGAAAUAACUUUUCAUAAAUACCUUCAAACAAUCUGAGCUGAUCAGUUUUUAAUCUUUCCUCUGGUUAAACUUAUCUUCUAAGUUUUUCCAGGUUAGUUCAAUGGAAUUUCCAAAGAGGACUAUUACAGCAGCAUCACAAACCAUCCUGGCUUUGCCACUUGCCACAGAAGAAGCACCUGAUUUUCCUUGUGGGCUGUGAAUUGCUAGUUUCACUUCCAAGGAGGACACAAAAGCUAGGGAUUCUGCCAUAUUCUCCUUGCCUAUGUCUAGACUACAGGUUAGUAAGAAAUAAAGUGAGCAGAAAAUGGGCAGAAACAUGGGAGAGCAAGGUUUGAUGACAGGGCUCACCAACCCAUCCUGGGUGUGGGCUUUUGGUGGCAAAUAAGCACUGGCCAUGGACCAGCACAUCAUCAUGGGCCCCGGCACAACAAGACCCACCUAUGGUCAAGUGGAGGAUGAAUUCCCCAAGGCAGUCCAUGGACAGAGAUGUUCAUCCACACAGACACCCUUUCCAGAAGACGCAGACAACCCUCUGAGGAACUUAGAAGAAUAAACAACAGGCAUGGGCCAAACUUAAAUAACCUUGUGCAGUUAAGUGGGAGAACUUAACUGAGCUUGGCUUUUCCAUCCCAUGUCCUUUCGGUACUGUGGUUCUGCUACUAUACAUCAUGGGGGACCUGGUGGAGCUGAGCAUGGAGGGAGAGGAGCAAAGAGGAAGGGCAGAGGCAUGACUGUGCCUGAUGAAACUACUCUAGUCUAGAGGCCAUCACAAUGAAGAUUUAAUGGGAGUUUAGUGGUAGAUAAGGCUUUGGCCAAUGCACAUUGGCCUGGGGGAAAAUGCCAGGGGCUCUACUUUUUCCCCUCUGAUUUUUAAGAGAGGAGAUGUGGGAACACCACAAGAACAACAAACCCUCUGUUGUGCCCUAGACCACACCUAGAUCCAAGGUCCCUUAGGACCUGACGGUCAAGAUUGAACUGUCCCAGUCCUAACACAGCUCCUAUGUAGGAUUAAAGACAUGCUGCAGCUGUAUUAUAUUUUAAAGAUUUAAGUAUCCUUUGCUGGCAAAUUGUCUUACUUUUUAAAUGAUUGCAUAAAAUAGGGCCAUUAAUGUUCAAAAUAAACUAGGUUUUAGUAGUUGAUUUAUCCUAAGAUAAAAACGCUGGAAGAAUCGAUACGGAGAAAUCCAUAAGAAAGUUGUGAUCCAUUCAAUAUUUCUAAAAAUUAGGCUGGCUAUGUGACUACUUUUUUGAAAUAAUGAUAA
This is a messenger RNA of Phacochoerus africanus (Common warthog), 3807 nucleotides long. It is a transcript of the gene CCR9, whose product is annotated as C-C motif chemokine receptor 9. Gene Ontology annotation, biological process: immune response; G protein-coupled receptor signaling pathway; chemotaxis. Gene Ontology annotation, cellular component: membrane. The record is from RefSeq and is a predicted model, not a curated record. Gene Ontology annotation, molecular function: C-C chemokine receptor activity. Lineage: Eukaryota; Metazoa; Chordata; Mammalia; Artiodactyla; Suidae.